Molecule: messenger RNA, 1044 nt
Organism: Rhopalosiphum padi (bird cherry-oat aphid)
Lineage: Eukaryota; Metazoa; Arthropoda; Insecta; Hemiptera; Aphididae
Product: inhibitor of growth protein 4-like
Exons: 4
Coding region: 116-820 (234 amino acids)
Biological process (GO): regulation of DNA-templated transcription
Cellular component (GO): nucleus
Source: RefSeq, a predicted model, not a curated record
GAUUAUUGCUAAUGUAAUCCUUGUAAAUACUAAAUUCUCGUUUGUUGUUGUUUACAAGUAUCUUACACUUAUUUUUUUCUUCAAUAAUUCUCAGCUGAAUCAUAAAAUAACAAAAAUGUCUUCUUCGCUUAACUUGGAGCACUAUCUGGACAGUUUAAAGAAUCUUCCUGUUGAGUUACAACGAAACUUCACUCUGAAGCGAGAUCUUGACUCCAGAGUACAAGAACUGAUGCGUACCAUUGACAAACUGUCAGACGAUUAUAUCUCAAAUGUCAAGGAAUACACAGCAGAUAAAAAACGCGAAAUAUUGACCAUCAUACGAGGUCUGUUUGACAUAGCGAAAGGAUAUGCUGAAGAUAAAGUUCAAUUGUCUAUACAAUCUUAUGAAUUGGUAGAUAAACAUGUUAGAAAAUUUGAUUCAGGUUUAGCACGCUUUGGAGAUGAAAUUCAAGACAAAGCCAUUAGUGCUACAAGAAAUAUAGAAGAAAAUUCACAAAAACGUAGGUGUUCUGCAUUAUGUCAUAUUAUAAUUCCAAUGUAUUUAGCUAUUUCUUUAUGUGUAUUGCUUCCAGAAGGACAUGAAAAGAUUAAUGACAACCCUACAAAUAGUGUAACCAGCGUUACAGUAGAAACUAGUUCCCUUACUGGUGCAUUAGUUGGUGCCGGAAUUGCACACUCGGCUGAAGUAUUAGAUAUGCCUGUCGAUCCAAAUGAACCGACGUAUUGUUUAUGCAAACAAGUACCUUAUGGUGAAAUGAUUGGCUGUGAUAAUCCAGAUUGUCCUCUAUUGAAUGGUUCCACUUUGCAUGUGUCAAAUUAACUACCAAGCCUAAAGGAAAAUGGUUCUGUCUUAAAUGUAUAACAGACAAGAAGAAAAAAUAACACAUAUUAAAAAUUAUAUAAGUUAUUUUAUUUUAUUUAUACAUACAUAUAAUGUAUAAUGUUAUGUUAAUUUUCUUACGGCAUAAGAACAAAUGAUUGUAAUUUGAAAUAUUGUCAUGAAUUGAAAACAUAUUAAGAAUAAAAUUUAAUUUCAAUAUAAAA